Messenger RNA from Coregonus sp. 'balchen', 9422 nucleotides. Lineage: Eukaryota; Metazoa; Chordata; Actinopteri; Salmoniformes; Salmonidae. The record is from the annotation of a GenBank genome assembly.
UGAUUCUCGGCAAUGUGAGAGAAAUGCUUCCAGACAUUUUCAAAGUGAUAUAACAUCCAUGGCGGGACAGCUGAAGGUAACAUCAUUGAUGAAACAGUGAUGUUUUAAUCGUUUGUAUUUGUCAUGAACAAUGUUUUGACUAUUUGGUAAGCGAAACUGGACAGUAGCCACUUCACGUUAGCCACUACAAUCAGAGUGUUGUUGAAUGAAGUGAGCUAGCUAACUUUGCUUGCUACCCUGUGGCUAGCUAGCUUGUUCAUGUAACCAGCCUUUGUUAAGUGAUACGCUAGUUAACUGUUUGCUGGAUGCUGAAUGACUAGACAGACUCAGGCAUGCUGAAUUAUACCCACUGGGUUGUUCAAAGCUGGUAGCCUCUCUGGGUAUUCUGGUUCACUCUCCCUCAUCUAGUGAUUGAACAAUUAUUGCAACUUCACCUGAUGUGCUUCAACAACAGUAUGCCAAGUAGUACACAUCAUAUUUCAGUUUAUUCCCAUCACAUUGUUUUAUUUUUCUUUGCAGCGUCUGAAGGACGCAGUGAAGAUCAUAGGGUCCGGCAGCGUCCUGUUUGUCUCCUACCUUACCGCUGUGGGAGAUGAGCGCUUCUACGCCAACCAGCUCAUGCCCUUGCUGCAGAGGAUUAUGGGAGCAGAGACAGCCCAUGUCAUGGCUGUGAGGUUCAUCGGCCUGGGUCUGGUGCCUCAGAACCACUACCAGGACCCAGCAUCACUGGUUAGUGUGGGAGGAAGUGUCCUCUAGCCUGGCAUGCAAACUGAUUUGGCUAUGUUCGGGCUGGUUUGACCUGGCUAGGUUCAUUCCUGUUUUGACUCUCCUCACUUACACUGAAUUGCCUUUGUGCUGGUGUAAGAUUAGAACGGAAUGUAUGCUUUGUUUGAGAUUACCUUCACUCCCACUGUCUCAUAACUCAACUAGCUAGUCAAAUUUCAUUUUAAACCUUUUUAAUCUAAGUUGUGACUGUUCUUUUGGUCACUAUGUACUUCCAUGGAAUUUAGGCAAAAUGUAUACCUGGUGUUGUUAAUUCUUAUCUCCAGGAAGUGAACGUCAUGGGCCGUAAAUUCAAGAACCCCAUAGGGAUAGCAGCAGGAUUUGACAAGCAUGGGGAGGCUGUUGACGGGCUGUAUAGACUAGGCUUUGGCUUCGUGGAGGUGGGGACCAUCACCCCCAAACCCCAGGAGGGGAACCCCAAACCACGUGUGUUCAGACUGACUACUGACCAGGCGGUCAUCAACCGGUACGGUUUGAAUGAAUAAGACAUGGCUACUGAACCAUGGCAUGGCUGACUGUCAUUCAUUAUAGACAAAUGUUUUUAGCUUGUGAAUUCUGUGUUGUUAUCAGGGUGUUACACUGCCACCUCCUUGCGCUCGCUUUCAUACUCUGAAAGGUGCUGUGAAAUGAGAUGCCAUGGCAUGGUUAUACAUAUUCAUGAGUUGUUAGAACACAGUACUUUGCGUAUAUGAAAGGACAUAUUGGUUAUCGGAGAAGUUCAUCCUCAGCUCAGGAAAAAGCAGCCCAGAUCCAAACGUAAAUCAGGUAUUUGUAAAUAAUUGUUACACAGUAAAGAAGUCUGCAUGUUGUCAUGGCUGUCUAUGCGUGCUUGACAUCGUUCUAAACAUUUAAGAGCAAACCACUGGGGAAAAAAAAUCUGAACCAUCCCAUUUUCUUCAGGGAUGGGAGCGAUAAUUUUCUGUAAUUUUCUUAAAUGUUUUGAAUAGCAAAUUCUAAACAGGCUGACUGACGUUGACACUGCCCUAGCACAACAACAUACACUACCGGUCAAAAGUUUUAGAACACCUACUCAUUCAAGGGUUUUUCUUUAUUUUUACUAUUUUCUACAUUGUAGAAUAAAAGUGUUAAACAAAUCCAAAUAUAUUUUAUAUUUGAGAUUCUUCAAAUAGCCACCGUUUGCCUUGAUGACAGUUUUGCACACUCUUGGCAUUCUCUCAACCAGCUUCACCUGGAAUGCUUUUCCAACAGUCUUGAAGGAGUUCCCACAUAUGCUGAGCACUUGUUGGCUGCUUUUCCUUCACUCUGCCGUCCGACUCAUCCCAAACCAUCUCAAUUGGGUUGAGGUCGGGGGAUUGUGGAGGCCAGGUCAUCUGAUGCAGCACUCCAUCACUCUCCUUCUUGGUAAAAUAGCCCUUACACAGCCUGGAGGUGUGUUGGGUCAUUGUCCUGUUGAAAAACAAAUGAUAGUCUCACUAAGCCCAAACCAGAUGGGAUGGCGUAUCGCUGCAGAAUACUGUGGUAGCCAUGCUGGUUAAGUGUGCCUUGAAUUCUAAAUAAAUCACAGACAGUGUCUGUGAUUUACGGUGGGAAAUACACAUGCGGAGAUCAUCCGUUGGAACCAAAAAUCUCCAAUUUGGACUCCAGACCAAAGGACAAAUUUCCAUUGCUCGUGUUUCUUGGCCCAAGCAAGUCUCUUCUUCUUGGUGUUGUUUAGUAGUGGUUUCUUUGCAGCAAUUCAACCAUGAAGGCCUGAUUCACACAGUCUCCUCUAAACAGUUGAUGUUGAGAUGUGUCUGUUACUUGAACUUUGUGAAGCAUUUAUUUGGGCUGCAAUUUCUGAGGCUGGUAACUCUAAUGAACUUAUCCUCUGCAGCCGAGGUAACUGGGUGUUCCAUUCUUGUCGCGGUCCUCAUGAGAGCCAGUUUCAUCAUAGCGCUUGAUGGUUUUUGCGACUGCAUUUUUUUUUUUUACCUUUAUUUAACUAUGCAAGUCAGUUAAGAACAAAUCCUUAUUUACAAUGACGGCCUAACCCGGCCAAACCCAGACAACUUGUGCGCCGCCCUAUGGGACUCCCAAUCACAGCCGGAUUGUGAUACAGCCUGGAAUCGAACCAGGGUCAGUAGUGACGCCUCUAGCACUGAGAUGCAGUGCCUUAGACCGCUGCGCCACUCGGGAGGCCAGGAAAAUCACUUGAAGAAACAUUCAACGUUUUUGAAAUUUUCCGUAUUGAUUGACCUUCAUGUCUUAAAGUAAUGAUGGACUGUCGUUUCUCUGCUUAUUUGAGCUGUUCUUGCCAUAAUAUGGACUUGCUCUUUUACGAAAUAGGGCUAUCUUCUGUAUACCCCCCUACCUUGUCACAACACAACUGAUUGACUCAAACGCAUUAAGAAGGAAAUAAAUUCCACAAAUUAACUUUUAAGAAGGCACACCUGUUAAUUGAAAUGCAUUCCAGGUGACUACCUCAUGAAGCUGGUUGAGAGAAUGCCAAGAGUGUGCAAAGCUGUCACCAAAGCAAAGGGUGGCUAUUUGAAGAAUCUCAAAUUUAAAAUAUAUUUGGAUUUGUUUAACACUUUUUGGGUUACUACAUGAUUCCAUAUAUGUUAUGUCAUAGUUGUGAUGUCUUCACUGUUAUUCUAAAAUGUAGAAAAUAGUAAAAAUAAAGAAAACCCCUUGAAUGAGUAGGUGUUCUAAAACCUUUGACCGAUAGUGUAGUUGGGUUAAUACAGUGAGCUCCAAAAGUAUUAGGACCAUGACCAUUUUGUUGUUUAGGCUCUGUAUUGGGACAAUGACCAUGAGGUUAAAGUGCAGACUGUCAGCUUUAAUUUGAGGGUAUUUUCGUCCAUAUCAGGUGAACGGUUUAGAAAUUACAGCACUUUCUGUAUGUAGUUUCCCCAUUUUAGGGGACCAAAAGUAUUGGGACAAAUUCACUUACAGUAUGUAUAUUAAAGUAGUAAAAAGUUUAGUAUUUGAUCCCAUAUUCAUAGCACACAAUGACUAUAUCAAGCUUGUGACUCUACAAAUUUGUUUUUGCUGUUUGUUUUGGUUGUUUCAGAUUAUUUUGUGCCCAAUAGAAAUGAAUGGUAAAUAAUGUAUUGUCUCAUUUUGGUCACUUUUAUUGUAAAUAAGAAUAGAAUAUGUUUCUAAACACUUCUACAUUAAUGUGGAUCCUACCAUGAUUACGGAUAAUCCUGAAUGAAUUGUGAAUAAUGAUGAGUGAGAAAGUUAGACGCACAAAUACAGUAUCAUAUCCCCCCCACACCACCAAAAACUAAAUGCUAACCUCCCCUGUUAUUGUAAUGGUGAGAGAAUAGCAUGUCUUGGCGGUAUGAUAUUUGUGCGUCUAACUUUCUCACUCAUCAUUAUUCACAAUUCAUUCAGGAUUUUCCGUAAUCAUGGUAGCAUCCACAUUAAUGUAGAAGUGUUUAAAAACAUAUUAUAUUCUUACUUACAAUAAAAGUGACUCAAAUGACACAAUACAUUAUUUACCAUUCAUUUCUAUUGGGCAAAGAAUAAUCUGAACAGCAAAUGCAUCCAACAAAUUUGUGGAGUCACAAACUUGAUGUCGUCAUAGCGUGCUAUGAAUAUGGGACCAAAUACUUAACUCUUUACUACUUUAAUACACAUAUAAGUGAAUUUGUCCCAAUACUUUUGUACAAAAAGUGCUGUAAUUUCUAAAUGGUUCACCCGAUAUGGAUGAAAAUACCCUCAAACUAAAGCUGACAGUCUGCACUUUAAUUGUAUCAUUUCAAAUCAAAAGUGCAGGAGUACAGAGCCAAAACAGCAACACAUUUGUCACUGUCCUAAUACUUUUGGAGCUCACUGUGGAUGGAGCCACGUUGUUUUUCUUUGAUGUCAUGUAGUCAGUAAAUGACAAUAAGCAUUCGUAUAUUAGGCUAGAAUCAAUAUGAUUAAUUCCAUUUAGCAUGGACCAUAUGCAGGUAUGUGAGGUGCUCAGACUAACAAACCUCUCAUAUAUUAAUAUGCCAGAGUUCUUCUUUGACUACUCGGUGUACAACAACACAGCUUCCCAGAAGUUAAAGUCAAUAAGAGUGCAUAAGAAGAGCAUGAAAUAAAGGCCUCAUUUCAAUAUGGUGGUGUUUAUUACAGUUUUACUCCACUGACUGAAAUUAUUUUGGCAAAAAACACAUCUGGAUUUCAUGUAUCAUGGAUUUUAGUAAUCAAAUGAAUUGAAUAUGCACUCUAGACAGUCAGGGAUAAACACAUACUGUAUCAUAAUGGCAUGAUAAAGGAAUGGAUCCUAAAUUGCUGAUAGUUGCUUUUUUGACAUGUAUGGCAUUUUGUGUAUUACAUAAACUUAACCUCUUGAUUAUGUUGUGGGUAUGUUUCAGAUAUGGGUUCAACAGCUGUGGUCUUGCAGCAGCACAGGAGAGACUAAAGGCAAGAGAAGGCACCCAGGUAGAGCUGACUAAAGGUACUAGAGAGACAACUCAUGUUUCUGUCUUGUCUGUCAGACUGAUAGGUUUGACAGCGCACUGAUAAAUGUCUCAGGGGCACACAGCCAAUUACACUACACUAAUCCUCUGCCCCUAUUUUAUAUGGACAUUAUCUUUCCCCAGGCUCAGAGAUGUUCCUAAUACCAAUCACACUCUGGCAGAGGAGCUAGUAAACGCUUACAAAUGAUUAUCCAAGUCGGAACAGUACUAGCCUAUACAGUCUUGUAUUGACAGACAAAAAGCAAACAACUGAAAUGUUUUUGUCAAGUGUUAUCGACAAAACAUUUUGACUGUUGUAUUUUUAAAACAUUGCUUUAUAUCUUUAAUGAAGAGCAUUUGGUUCAAGUUUCAAGUUUGAUUUAAUUCAAUUUGCCAUAUUUUCAGUAAAAUAGAGCAUUAGUAACAAAAUGUCCCCACUGAUUUAGAUUGGGACAUUAAGCCAAAAUCACACGGGGUGAUGUCCGUCAACGGCGUGAAUUUGCGCGUGCGAGAACAGCAAGCAUUAAUUCACAUAGACCACGUACCGUAAACCAGUUAUUAAGCCGUAUUUGUCAUGGAAAGCGAUUAUAAACAGUUGUAUACUCUCUUGAAAUCUUAGUUACCUCAUUCCUCAAGUUUUCCAGCCAUAGUAGCCUGGACUAUAUGCCCAUGAUCUAAAUCAAAACAGGUAGACUGCUGUAUUGUUUUCAAAUAGGUAGUCUAUUUGUCAGAUAAACCAUAGCCUACAACCAAUUUACUUUUUAACCAUACAACUUUACUUAGCAAAGUAGGGAAGAUCAUAACAAUACCUAGAAUUCCCUUUCUACAAACGAACCACUCAAUCUCUGGAACAGAUUUCAUUAAUUUGAACUAAGGCACUCACUAACCAUGCACAUUGUUUGAACUGUAUUUCAAUCCAAUCGGCUGUAAGCAACAACGGUGAUACUGUCAAGAUAUGACAUUGACAACGAGAUAUAUAAUUCAGAAACACAAUCCAGUUUAUAAAUGUAGAAUGUCAUUGCGUUCAUGCAUUGCUACACCGUUUUUCAUAAGGACUAGCCUAUAGGCCUACAUAAUGUUGGCUUGCAGUUAAACUUAUGAACACUAAAUAGACACUUUUUAACUAUACAUUUCACAAUUCCAGAGGUAACAAUGCACCAACAGUCUAUUUUUGGACAAUUUAUCAGCUCAUUUUACCAGCAUUGUUCUGCGUAGACGCGAGAAAAUUUUCUUGCUUCCUAACGUCUCGAUCACACCGACAGCGUUAUUGCGCAAAAUGGUACACCGCAUCAUCUGGAUAUGUGUGCAACAAAAGUUCAACAUUCACCUUCUGCUACCAUUUCUGUCAAGCCGUCUAAGCAUACAGUUUGACGCAUACGUUCGAUAAAUCCAACUUAUGCACCACACAGAACGUACUGCAACUGCCUCUGCAACUCAAUGCUGUAAGGCGAACACAGCGUUCCAUUGGAAAUUAAUGGACUUCUGGCAUACCAAAACACAAUGACGCUGUCGAUGUGAUCAAGGCGUAAUUUGAUGCGCUAUACGCUCGUGACGCAGUUGACGCUUGCGGCCUGUCUGUUUUCUCUUAAUUCACUCCCAUGCAUUCUAUUUACGUUCUGACCUUAACCUCUCCCAGGGACUCAUCACUGGAAUAUAUGCUGCUGUCUGUGUGUUUUUAGCUGGCCUGCCCCUGGGCAUCAACCUGGGAAAGAACAAGCUGUCCCAGGAUGCAGUGGCAGACUACCAGGAGGGGGUGCGGGCGCUGGGCCCGCUGGCUGAUUACCUGGUGGUGAACGUGAGCAGCCCCAACACCCCAGGCCUCAGGGACCUGCAGGGGAAAGGGGAACUGCGAAAACUGCUGUGCAAGGUCAGUGGCUGGCAAUGUUUGACUGACCUAGAUAUGAUUUAUUUAUAUUUUAUUUAACCAGGAUGUCACACUCAAAUGUGAUAUCAUAAAUUGUAUUUAUUUUAUGUUUGUAGUGUAUGUAUCAUUGGCUUUCCAGAGAGCAUGUUGUUGCAACUUUUCCUUUAUUGAAGUCUGGUGUUUCUGUUCAGUUCAACUUUAUUGACAUAGCUGGUGAUGUUUUAAUAUGGAUUUCUAUGUCAAAAGAUAAUUGACUUCCCAUUUAGACAACAUACACAUCACACAAGCAAGCAAGCACAGCACUGUUUGGAUUGAACACGAAUAACCUUAGAGAAAACUGCUUAGGUGUAUUGCCGUUGUUUGGUCUUCAUGUUGUGCUGUACAUUGUCACAUCUCAUUGACCUGUGUGGAUGUGAUGGAUAUCAUUGAUUGUGUGUCUGUGGUGGCUCAUGUAUAUAUCCCUGUACCCUCCUGUCUUCCCCCCCUGUUCCCCCUCUCCCAUCCAGGUGCUGAAGGAGCGUGAUGCCCUACAGGGGGGGAGCAGGCCACCUGUACUGGUAAAGAUCGCCCCUGACCUCACCGCCCAGGACAAGCAGGACAUUGCUGAUGUGGUCACAGAGGUCAGUCAGAGGCCUAGCCACACAGGGGUCAGUCAGAGGCCUAGCCACACAGGGGUCAGUCAGAGGCCUAGCCACACAGGGGUCAGUCAGAGGCCUAGCCACACAGGGGUCAGUCAGAGGCCUAGCCACACAGGGGUCAGUCAGAGGCCUAGCCACACAGGGGUCAGUCAGAGGCCUAGCCACACAGGGGUCAGUCAGAGGCCUAGCCACACAGGGGUCAGUCAGAGGCCUAGCCACACAGGGGUCAGUCAGAGGCCUAGCCACACAGGGGUCAGUCAGAGGCCUAGCCACACAGGGGUCAGUCAGAGGCCUAGCCACACAGGGGUCAGUGUGAUCCUGUGGGCCUCUCUAUGUAGCCUACUCAACCAAGCCUUAACCUACAGUAUAUAGCCCCCAAUGACUUGGGGCUGCUUACUUUGGUCAUCCGUGUUUCUCCUGUUUGCUCAUCUUCCUUGCCACACUUCUCACCCCACUCACGUAGUCAGCUUGUGUUCUGUAGGCGUCAUCAGAGCAGUCCUGCUGCCGUGGGUCUUAGCCAGCAGUGGACUUAUAUCACCAAAUUGAUUUGAAUGCAUUAGUGUUGCCUCCACUCCACUCUCUAUGUUAAGGGGACUGGAGGAGUUUUUCUGUGUUCAUGGAAGUGGACAGACUCCAAAUGGGAAAAGGGAGACCGAUAGAAAGCACAGCAAAUAUUUGAAGAGUAUUAGAUACGUUACAGUAAAUCUGUGUCAGACAGUCCAUUGGUGAGCUGUGUCCCAACAUUGAUGGCCAAAUUCUGAUCUUUUUCCCACUAAUCUUUUCACAUCCAAUCUUUUUCAGAGCUAAUCUGAUUGGUCAAAAGACCAAUUAGUGAAAAAAAUAUCAGAAUUGGGCUUCCUGUCUAAACGCAGCCUGAGUGUAUUCGUUCAAGUGUGCCUGGAACAAUUAGGAUGCUACACUAACUCCAAUAGAAUACAGGACUCCCUUUUUAACAGAUGGGUUACAAGUGUCUGUAUCAUGAAAAAAAAAGUUAGGAUUUGUUCAUCUUAAUUCUCAAUGAUUGGAUUGCCUAAAUUUGUUUGAUGUGGUGUUAUGGGGUAAUGUCAAAUAGGUAAUCAUGGUUUGUGUUUUAGCUUGGUGUGGAUGGGCUGUUGGUGUCCAACACCACAGUAUCCAGGCCUGAGACCCUACAGGACCCCCAGAGUAAAGAGGUGGGAGGGUUGAGCGGCCAGCCCAUCAAGGAGCUCUCUACACGCACUGUGAGAGAGAUGUACAGCUUGACAAAAGGUAGGUAGGCUCCGUGAAGGAUCAUCAUAACACUGCUGCAGCUGAUACUGGCCUGAUUGAUUGAUUGAUUGUGGGCUGGGGUGUAUAGAAUGUUCUCUUUAUUCACCCAGUAUUGCUCUUUCUCAUUGAAGGUAAGGUGCCAAUCAUUGGAGUUGGGGGUGUAGCCAGUGGACAAGAUGCCCUGGACAAGAUCUGUGCUGGAGCCUCAUUGGUCCAGUUGUACACCGCUUUAACCUAUCAGGGUCCACCAGUUGUCACCAAAAUCAAAAGGGAACUAGAACAGCUUUUAAAGUAAGUGUGAACUUGCAUGUGUUUUUUUUUACUGCGUGACUUAAUAUGUGGUUUUAUCUAGUCAAAUUGCUUGUAUUUGUCGUAUUCUGACGUUAUCCUAUGUUUUACAGAGAACAAGGAUUUGCAAGCAUAUCGGAUGCUGUUGGAGCUGACCAUAGAGGUGCUGACGGGAGAUUUCAACAACAGUCUAGAGAGGGACAAUGA